Nicotiana tabacum (common tobacco) is the source of this 2175-nucleotide messenger RNA. Its product is annotated as transcription initiation factor TFIID subunit 8-like. Gene Ontology annotation, cellular component: transcription factor TFIID complex. The record is from RefSeq and is a predicted model, not a curated record. Lineage: Eukaryota; Viridiplantae; Streptophyta; Magnoliopsida; Solanales; Solanaceae. Gene Ontology annotation, molecular function: protein heterodimerization activity.
UUCAUUUUUGUGUAACGUUAGGGUUUAUCAGAUUUCUCCAUUAAACCCUUCUCAAGUUCAAUUACUUUCUAAAUCAGCUGUAAGUAUUCACUUCAUACAUUCCCUGUACAUGUCUACUUGUACAUUGGGCAUUUGGGGUUGUACUUUUACUCGUUUAAUGCUGCCCAAUACCUAGGGUUUUAUUAAUUACCAAGUGUGGUACAUGAAUCGUUGAGCUCUAUAUUGUUUUUUCUUUUUUUGAAGAAUUCACUGAUUCUUUGUUCUGGAGUUCUCAUUAACAUCAUAAAUUUGUGAUUUUAAUUUUUUGGGAAAGCCAGUAGUUUAAUAAUUCAUGUGUACUUGUACUUUGGGCAAUUGGGGUUGUUCUUUUGCUCCUUAAUGCAGCCUAAUACCUAGGGUUUUAUGUUGCAACGUCGGGUGUGGAGAUCUUGAACUGCAUAUUGAGUUUCUUGAGAAUUCAGAUUCUUUGGUUCAGCGUGCACUUUUGAGUUGUCGGAUUGUUAUAACAUUGCCAAGUUGUGAACCUUUUCUGUUGAAUACACGAGUUUUAGCUGAGUGGUGAGGUUUUUGAGUAAAAGAAACCCUAAAUGAUUCAAGAAUUUGAAUAUGACCGAUGGAGGUAAUGCGGAGGGUAAAAGGGAGAAAGAGAGUAAUGUGGAUAAUACCGGGGAAGAAAGAGCUGGUUUCGACGAUUUUGGGCGAGCAAUAUCGAGGAUUGCUGUGGCUCAAAUAUGUGAAAGCAUUGGGUUUGAGAGCUUCAAUGAAUCUGCCCUCGAAUCGCUUGCAGACGUUGCAAUUAAGUAUAUAAUUGACCUAGGCAAGACUGCUAGUAGUGGUGCUAAUUUAGCUGGGAGAACACAAUGCAACGUGUUUGAUGUAAUUCAAGGAUUAGAGGAUAUGUGUGCCUCCACUGGUUUUCUGGGCGCAUCAGAGGGGAACCAUUGUGGGUUAAAUUCUGGUAUUGUUAGGGAGAUGGUUGAGUAUGUGGAAUCUGCUGAAGAGGUUCCCUUUUCUCAACCUCUUCCACAUUUUCCGGUGGUAAAGAAUCAGAGGAUGAUACCCAGUUUUUCACAAAUUGGUGAAACACCGGCAUUUAAGCACGUACCGCCGUGGUUGCCUGCAUUUCCUGAUCCCCAUACUUAUAUACGAACCCCUACGUGGAAUGAGAGGGCAUCAGAUCCUCGAGCUGAUAAAAUUGAAUUAGCAAGGCAGCGAAGGAAGGCGGAAAUAUCUUUGUUAAAUUUACAACAGCGAUUGGUGUGCAAUGGUUCAGCAGUAGCAUCAACUUCUAAGCCGCCGGAUGAUGUUGAUAUUGCAUCAAGUGUUAGUAAAAGCGAAAAUCCAUUUCUUGCAAAACCUUUUCAACCUGGUGAGAAAGAUGUGGACAUAGUUUCUCUUCCAGCUAAACUUUCCAGUGGGGUAGACGAUAAAAAUCACACUUCUUUACUGGAGACGUUCUCUCCUGCAAUUGAGGCAAUGAAGGAUGGGCUUUCUGAAACAGUAGAUGGUGCGGAUAAAAAUCUUCCGGACAAGAGGCCUGCUGUCUGUUUAGAUUUUAGAACUGGAAAGAAAGUCUUAGGUGAUUCGUUGGAUCUGAGGCUUUUGAAAAAGGGUUCUGAGAGAAAAGCUUCCUUUUUCAGGCGAGAUGAAGAAAGAGAUGAUAAGAAGAGGAGAGCCGAGUUAAUACUGAGGCAAUCUAGGGAAAAUCAGCAGGAGUUAACCCAGUUGUAAAUUAGUUCAUGGAUUGGUUAGCUUGAUGGGGUACUUCCGUUCCCUGUUCGAAACAGCAGCAAGUGAUUAGGUUUAGGUAAAAGUCAGCCAUACUGUAAUUCUUCUGCGAAUGUCACAGAGUCUAUGUGGAUGUUGAGAUGUAGUGUAGAGCAUUUUUUCGAGGUUAGUCAUUGUUCGUUCUCCAAUGAAUUUUUCUCAGUGAGAAUCUUUUACUUUUGCAAAUGAAGUUUCUCCUUCUAUUUACUCCACCCACCCACUCCCCCUCCCUCUAUAAAAAUGAAAGAAAAACACAAACACACAUGUACACUCACUCACGCACAAACAGAGAAAAGGAAUAAGCAAAUGAAAAGGAGGGAAUAGAGUAGGAACACAAGAUUUUUAUGAACGGUGGUGUUGAUCUUUGUAUCUAUUUGCUUUUGAUGGCUGUGAAAUUUUCAUUAUUCA